UUCCUGAGCCAGUCCGAAGAACAUACUUAGAGAGAGCCAACUGCCUCCCGCCGCCCCUGUUCAUCAUCCUCAUCAGUCUGGCUGAGGUGCCUGCAGAAGCCAGAGUUAUUGGAUCCCUCCUGGAGCUGAAGUUACAAAUGGUUGUGAGCUACCUGAUAUGUGUACUGAACUCUGGUCCUUUGGAAGAGCAGUGUAUGCUUUUAUUCACUGAAUCAUCUCUUCAGCAUCCAUGUUUCAGAAUAUUUCUGAGUUGUUUUUUAAUUAUGUGUAUAUAUGUGUGGGAAUGGGGCGGGUUGGGCAUGUGAGUGCACAUACCCUUGGGUGCCAGAAGGGGGCGCUGGAUUCCCUGGAGCUGGAGUUAAGCAGUUGUAAGCUGUAUGAUGUAGAUGCCAGGAACUGAAUUCAGGCCCUUCCCAGUUGCAGUGUAUGUACCCUUGAUGGCUUAGCCAUAUUUCCAGUUCCAAUUUUGGAAUAUUUGUAUAGACUUUAGUGCUCCCAAAUCUUAAACGUUGGGUGUAAGGAGAUAGUUCAGUCAGUAAAGUACUUCCCAUGCAGGCAUGUGGACACGAAAUCAAUCCUCAGAGCCCAUGUAAAGGAGCCAGGAGUGGUGGUUUGUGCUUGAAUCCUAGCACUGGUGAGGUGGGGACAGGUGGAUAGACCCCCGAGGCUUGCUAGCUAGCCAGCCUAGCCUACUGUUUGAACUUCAGGUCACUGAGAGUCUCUGUCUCCAAAAGCAAAGUGUGUGGCACCCGAGGAAGGACACCUGAGGUUGACCUCUGGGUUCCACAUGUAUGUGCACACACAUGAGCACUGGCAUAUACACACAAACUAAAACUUGCUUUUAACAGUUUUAUUUUUUUAAUGUAUAUGGUGUUUUGCCUGCAUAUACAGAGCUAUGCACCACGUGUGUGCCUCACGCCCUCAGAGGCCAGAAGAAGGCCAUAGAUUCCUUGUCACUGGAGUUAGAGACGGUUGUGAGCCACUCUGUCGGUGCUGGGAAUCAAACCUGGUCCUCUGGAAGAUCAGCCAGUGCUCUUAACCCCUGAGCCAUCUCUCUAGAUUUCUAAAACAUUUUGAAGUGUCAUGUUGAUGCUCAAAAACUGAAAAAUUUGGAGCAUUUGGAUAUCAUAUUUUGUAACCAGGAGGCUGAAGUUGCACUCUUAACUAAACUCCAGACUUAGAUUUGAUCCUUUUUCCUCACUAAUGUCCUCUUUCUCGUCCUCUGGUCCUUCCAAUACAGGGUUUCACACUGCGUUAAGUUGUCCUGCCUCCUCAGGCUCCUAUGAUUCAUGGCAACUUCUCAGUGGUCUAUGAAGACCCUGAUAAAGAUGAAGUAUAUUGGCCAGCUGGCUGUGUUUAUUUAUUAUGCGGUGUGGAAGCCACAGAAGCAGUGGAUCACCCUGGACACGGGGAUCUUGGAAAGUCCCUUGACGUACUGCCCUGAGAAGAGGGAGGAAGCCUGGAGGUUUAUCUCAUACAUGCUGGUCCAUGCCGGAGUCCAGCACAUCGUGGGGAAUCUUCUUAUGCAGAUCGUCCUGGGUAUUCCUUUGGAAAUGGUCCACAAAGGCCUCCGAGUGGGGCUGGUGUACCUGGCAGGAGUGCUUGCAGGUUCCCUGGCCAGCUCCAUCUUUGACCCCCUCAAGUCUCUUGUGGGAGCUUCAGGAGGAGUCUAUGCAUUGAUGGGAGGAUAUUUUAUGAAUGUUAUAGUGAACUUUCGAGAAAUGAUUCCUGCCUUUGGAAUCGUCAGACUACUCGUUAUCAUUCUGAUAGUUGCGUCAGACAUGGGAUUUGCUCUCUACAGAAGAUUCUUUGUCCCUGCAAAUGGGUCUCCGGUGUCCUUUGCUGCUCACAUUGCAGGUGGAUUUGCUGGGAUGUCCAUAGGUUACACUGUGUUCAGCUGCUUUGACAAGACCCUGCUCAAAGACCCCAGGUUCUGGAUCGCAAUUGCUGCAUAUGUAGCUUGUCUCUUAUUUGCUGUGUUUUUUAACAUCUUUCUGUCCCCAGCAAACUGACUUGCCUCUAUGAUAAACCAGUUAAUAUAAAAGUGUCACAUGGGACCAGGUGUGGUGGCACACGCCUUUAAUCCCAGCACUCGGGAGGCAGAGGCAGGCGGAUUUCUGAGCUUGAGGCCAGCCUGGUCUACAAAGUGAGUUCCAGGUCAGCCAGGGCUACACAGAAAAACCCUGUCUCAAAACCCCCCCCCAAAAAAAAAACCAAAAAAAAAAAAAGUGUCACCGGGGGAGGGGAAUUGUAGACUCUGUAAAGAAACACAGAUAUUCCAGCAAAUGCUAAGAACAUUAUAAAGAAGGCAGGACAGCGACUGAGCUUACAAUAGGAGGCAAGAAGAUAAGAAGCAAAGACCAGGUGUUUCAUGCACAGAGCAUGUGUGUAUUACCCUGUGAAGGAGACUUGAUAUCCUCGGGGGAUGUAACUUGGAGGUUGUUUAUAGGCUCCAUGAGAACUGUACUAUCCUGAUAAUAAACAUUUUUUUUUCA
Messenger RNA from Mus musculus (house mouse), 2495 nucleotides. It is a transcript of the gene Rhbdl2, whose product is annotated as rhomboid like 2. Lineage: Eukaryota; Metazoa; Chordata; Mammalia; Rodentia; Muridae. The transcript has 8 exons. Gene Ontology annotation, molecular function: serine-type endopeptidase activity. Gene Ontology annotation, cellular component: membrane; plasma membrane. The coding region runs from base 1290 to 2012 and encodes 240 amino acids. The record is from RefSeq and is a predicted model, not a curated record.